Melanaphis sacchari is the source of this 1888-nucleotide messenger RNA. RefSeq lists its product as uncharacterized. Gene Ontology annotation, cellular component: nucleus; condensin complex. The record is from RefSeq and is a predicted model, not a curated record. Gene Ontology annotation, molecular function: chromatin binding. The transcript has 13 exons. Gene Ontology annotation, biological process: mitotic sister chromatid separation; meiotic chromosome condensation. The annotation marks the transcript as partial. Lineage: Eukaryota; Metazoa; Arthropoda; Insecta; Hemiptera; Aphididae.
UUCGACAUUCCACGAAGGAUGAUAAAUGUAUUAUUAUUAUUACUACUGAUACACCUUUUCAAUUGCUUACUUAAUAUUUAAGUAAUAUUUAUAUACCGUACCACUGAUGUCUGAUACUGUGUUAUGUUCAUCGAAGGUGCAAACGCCAGCUCUGCUCUCUCUCAACUUAAACACGCCCAUGCUUAUUAGUAUUAUGUUAUUAUACUUAAUGGCUGUUGAACAUUCGAUGUUUAAUAAUACCCAUUGUGUUGAGUAAAUGUUUAAAGACCUUGCAAGUUGCAGUCCACCCCUGCGAAGACCACGAUAAAGUGAAGUGAGAAAGAAUUCUUUGAAAAUUCAAUAUAUUUAAGCAGAAAUGUCUGUACUUCAAUAUCAAGAAGAUGGUGUAUUUGACGAAGCAUUUAAACAUUUGUUAAAUCCUAUUGAAUCAAUUGCAAUAAAAGACGAAUGUGAAGUUCUUCAAUAUGAUCUUACCAAGGUAUUGGAUUCUUAUUUAAAUCACUUGAGAAAAUCUCCAAAUGAUAGUUCUUCAGUUUUUGUAGAAGCUGCUAUAAUUAUUCAAAAUAUUUCACUUAUUUAUCAAAAAAGAGUUGAUGUCACAAUCAAUGCCAUGAUGAAACUUAUUGGGAAAUUUCGAUCUUAUCGAUUAUAUGAAAAUAUUGAUCCAGACUAUUAUACAGAGAAGAGGGUAGGAAAUAAAAAGAAUAAAAUAAAUAAAAAGAUCAAAUGUUAUUCUUCUUUUGGCCCAAUUGAAGGUCAAAUUGUUGGAACAUUGAAAAUUUUUGAUUGCAAACAAAUAAAUUUGGGUAAAAAACCACGAGUUACAAAAAUUAUUUUAAACACCAAUAUUAAAGUAGAUAACAAAUAUAGUAAAAUAUUGCCUUAUAUUUGUAAUAAAAAUGGAGAAAAUAUUGGGAAAAAAUAUGAUUUUAAGAUUAAUUUUCCUCUGGAUUAUGAUUUGGCUGUAAAUGAAGAAUUUCAUUUUCCCACUAAAGAAGACUCAAAAUCUAAAAAUCUUAUCAAUUAUCGAAAUAAUACUAAUGCAAAGCUAACAUUACCAAUGAAUUUAUUGAAUGUUGAUGGAAUACUACCAAGUGCUUCCAACUCGGUAAUUUUUUAUCAGAAUGUUACUGAUGAUAUUUGCGUUGUUAAUGAAAUGUUACCAAAUCCAAUAGACAUGUUAAGUGCUAAUCAAAUAACUCCAAAUAAUGAUAACAAUGGUCCGAGAGCUAAAGUUUUAAAUGCCAAGAGUGAUUUUAAUACAGACAAACGUUUUGGGGAAACAAAUGAUUCCCCCAAAAAAGGUAGAAAAUUAUUAUUGUCUACGUGUAUAAAUACAAAAUUGCAUUCCUUGGUUCAUGAUGAGGAAGUGGAAAAAAUAAUAAAAAAUGAUGAACCAAUUGAACAUUUUCAAACAUAUCAAAGGAAUUCAAUGGAACAUUUUCAAACAUUUCAAAGCAAUUCUAUUGAAAAUCUUCAAACGUAUCAAAGAAAUUCGAUAGAAAUGCAAGAUUAUGAAAAAAAUCAAAUGAGAACGAUGAAUGAUCAAUUGGAAAUGCAAAAACGAGUUCAAGAAUGGCAUGAUAAACUUAGACCGAUUUUGGAAAACGAAGAAAAAAUGAUUGAAUUUGAUGUACACAAAUAUGGAACACAUAUAUUAAGCUGCUUUGAAUCUAUUGGGGAACAAAAACUAUUCAAAAAUUUAGUAGCAGGAAUUAACAAAGAAGAAGUUGCUCGAUAUUAUUUAUCUUUGUUAAUGAUGGUAAAUACAAAUAAUUUAGAAAUAUCAAAUCAUACUGAUGGAAAUGAACUAUUGAUAAAACUAUUAAAAAAAGAACGCCAUCACGAAGAACUACAAUUUAAUAUUGAGAAUCUAGUAAAUAAAAAA